CCACCAAGUUGACCAACAUCCUCCCGUCAAAGUUUGCACGGGGAUACGCAAACGCGUCGCUUCAUUCCUUGAAUCUGGCAAGCUAGGAGCACCAACACGGGGUGGGACAUUCCGACGUCCGUGAGCCGUUCUUGUCGAGGAAACUCGAAUAGAAAUACCUGCCCUUCAUCACCACUAUUGCCCAUUUUACCUGGGCGUAGCGUAACACCCAUUGAGGACAAAGCCAUGGCAGCAGGCGAAAUCACCACGACGCUCGCGACGCGCGACCCUCAAGAUGGGCUAGCAUGGGAUGAACAGCUCUUCGACAGCGUGCCAGUGUGGACAAAGCAGCCAUCCGAGGCUGCGAUCAAACGUACCUGCUGCAAGCACUUCGGUCUUCCGGACAACGAACCCACUUGCACCAUCUCCUUCUUCUCAUCUGGCGCCUUCAACAAGCUCUAUUUGGUCACCGCUAGGCACGAGAAAGCAUUGAUGCGCGUCUCUCUUCCCGUCUACCCUACAUUCAAGACCCGAGGCGAAGUCACAACGCUCCGUUGGGUCAAGGAGAACACCAGCAUUCCUGUGCCGAGGGUGCUCGCGUUCGACGACACAAACAACAACGACAUAGGCUUCGAGUGGAUCCUCAUGGAACUCAUGCCAGGCAAGACCGCGUACCGGAAUUGGAGGGCGAUUUCCAUGGAGCAGAAGAAGUUUUUGGCGGAGACGAUCGCAGACUACCAGGCCCAGCUCGCUCGCGCAGCUGCCAGGCAUGGUCUUGACGCGAUCGGCACACUGUCGAAGAACGAGGCGUCCACCAACGGGCGGCCCGAAAUAACCUCGGCUGAGCCCAGAAUUGUCCCAUCUCGACUUGUCACACAUGAGUUCUUCCUAGGAAAUCGUCUCAAGCUCGAUGUGCCCCAUGGCCCAUUCCGCUCAAGCCAGGAGUGGAUUACGACACUGCUGGAUAUGAUCGUUCGAGAGCAGACCAAUAUCGCGAAUGAGAUCGCAGACGACGAGGACAGCGACAAGGAAGAAGCUGAGGAGAUCAUAGAGGUCGCCAAGAGGCUGCUUCGCGUCUUGCCGAAGGUAUUCCCGGAGCAGAAGUCGCAGAAGGACAGUGAUAACGCCAUCAGCACUACCGAGCGGACUUACCUCUACCACGACGAUCUGAAUCUGAAGAACAUCCUACUAGACAAAGAUGGAGACAUAUCCGCUAUCGUGGACUGGGAAUGCGUGUCUGCUCUUCCCCUAUGGAUGAGCACACGGAUGCCCCAAUUUCUUCGUGAUGAUGAGAGGUGGGAGGAGCCGAAUCCGGAUCAGUACGCUCCGGAUAAUGAAGACUCCAGGAUACCUGGGGAACCAAGUGGCGACGGGGAAGAUGCUCUCGAUAACGAGGGGAAGGCAGACCUGUACUGGAUUCACAGGGGUGAAUACGAAGCAACAGUACUCGGCAAGGCGUACCGAGAGAAGUUGGGGGAGCUCUGGCUGGGGUGGGAGAAAUUGAGAGAAGAGGGCUUCCUCAAGGUUUACAUGUACGAGGCAGUGCUGUCAUGCGCAAGUGGAUUCUUUCUCAGUGGUAUAUCUCGAUGGAUCGAUGCUAUCGAAGCGGGGACAGUUGUUCGGGAUGGCAAAGUAUUGUCCUGGGUGGAUGCUUGAGGUUAAUGACGAUGAUUUCUCAACCCAUCUAGGGUGCUGUUAAAGCUGGAAGAUACCUUUACAGAGAACGGCUUCGUAUAUGGUCUUUGGAAGGUGAUCUCACAACGACCAGCUUUCGUCAUGUAGGAGGGGAACGCUGAAUAAUCGAAAUCAUAGUUGAACCGUAAUGCAGCAAGUCACCGAAGUAGAGCUCCGUACUCAACGCUUAAUUUUAACUAACGCCCUGCUCGGCCA
This is a messenger RNA of Microdochium trichocladiopsis, 1869 nucleotides long. Its product is annotated as phosphotransferase enzyme family-domain-containing protein. The record is from RefSeq and is a predicted model, not a curated record. The transcript has a single exon. Bases 226 to 1635 code for a protein of 469 amino acids. Lineage: Eukaryota; Fungi; Ascomycota; Sordariomycetes; Xylariales; Microdochiaceae.